UCAGUGGAAUCGUUCGAAUGAGCUUGUUCCGAAAAAUUCGAUACAAUUGUACAAUAUUCAGAAAUCGAUGCCAAAAAACAUAGACAACCAAUAAUGGCGCGUAGUAAAAUUUGGAAAUAUUUUGAUAAGUUAGAUCUACAGACGGCACAAUGUCUGCUGUGCGAAAAGAUAAUCAAGACAUGCGGCAACACCUCCAACCUGAUGAAGCACAUGAAAACCCAUCCACAAAUCGAUGUCAACGAUCAUGAUUCGGUUGUGGUGCGCGGCAUGCUUAAGCGAGACUCGAAUCGCAUCCGGGUUCGUGGCAAAAAAAUGCUCAAGUACGCAUCCAUUAAAAUAAAACCGGAGGCGACGCGGGAUAUAGAUGCAGAGACCGUUGCCGACAUGGAUGGCAACAUAAUUGAGCUGGUCGACGCAGAGGCGCAUGCGGCCGUCGUAAGCGUUGUGAAUGAAGAGACAUAUGCCAACUGGGCGGCAGCAGAGGCAGAAUCGGCCACUGAAACAGUUUGUGCCGAGGAUAUUAUUGAAUUUGAGCCAAAAGAAGCACAAGAACAGGCCGAACAGGGCACCCCAUUAUAUCAUAUAGAAGACGAACCGCUACCCGAAGUUGAACUAUUGGUCAGAAAUUUGCAAACGCCAUAUAAUACGACUUAUCAGGAUAAUCUGGCCUACUUUGUGUGCCACGACAAACAGCCCUUGAAGAUUAUCGAGGGCGAGGGCUUUAAGCGUCUGGCACAAGUGCUUUGCCCCGUCCUGCAGAUGCCCAGCGUUGAUCAGCUGGGCGCACGGAUUGCGCAAAAGACACAGCAACAAGUGGCACAGUUUCGCCAGCAGAUAGCACAAAUCCAAACGCUCUCGCUGAGUUGCGCCAUAAACACAACGCCAUCGACUGGCAAUAAGGAGAAGCAGAACAGUUAUCUGGAGGUGGCAGCGCAUUAUCACGAGGGUCUCCAGAGACGUUCCCGCACGCUGUCCGUGCAAAUGCUGCCGGUGCAGUAUAACGCCAGCAAUAUUGUGGAGCGCCUUGAUCGCGUCUGUCAGCGCUUCGACAUUGACAAAUCGAAGAUUGUGUGCAUUGUGAGCCGUAGCAGCCGAAUGCUGGAAACUGCAAUUGCCACGCUGCUUGGCGCACAGCGACAUAUGCCAUGUUUUGCCCAUCUGCUUGAGACGAUCUUUGAAUCAGUGAUGGAGCGUUCGGAGUUUAGAGCACUGUGCGAUAGGGUGCGUCAAUUGACAAAAACUGCUGAUGUGAUGAGUCGUGCGAUGGGCAGCUACGAGAUGCUGGAGAGUCAUUUAAGGCAUGCUGCACAGUUGCAAAAGACGCUGUCAUCGAGCGAAUUGGAUCUGGCUGCAGAGUUGCUCGCCGUGCUGGCACCCUUGGCAAGUGCUGUGCGUCAGUUGUGCGGCGCGAGCGUGGAUACGUAUCCAUGUGCCAGCCAGGCGCUGCCUAUCGCUUUCACUGUUCUCAACGAGCUGAAGCAUCCGGAGAAUGCCGAACAGCAACAGCAUCAGAUCGCGUAUGAGUUGCGACUGUUUGUCAUCCGACUGCUGGAAGAGCGUUUCGAGGGCAUGGAGAAGAAUAUGCAGUUGGCAUUGGCCAGUCUACUCGAUCCUCGCUAUCGGAAUAUGCCCUUCCAAAAUGCAUCGCUGUUGGCCAAAUAUAUGACACAUCUGUACGAUCUGUAUAUGGAGAAGGGUGAGGUCAGUACGGAUGAAGUUGGUGAAGAAGCCACCACUGUUCACACCACCUAUGACAUUUGGACUGCCUUCAGAGCGAUCUCCCACGAGAAACACAAGCAUAUCACAAUGAACGGUGAGAGCGAGAAUGAGGAUGAGAUAUCCAGUUAUUUCUGCACAAGCAUAAGCAGUUUGCAGUCGGAGCCGUUGCUGCUAUGGAAAGACUUGUCCCAAUUUCAUCCGUUCCUGCACAGUAUGGCCAAGAAGUAUCUGCACAUUCCGGCGGCGGCUAUGCCACCAGCACGAAUAUUUACAGCCGCUGGGGCGGAGAUAUUGGAGCAACAUGGCAAAUUGUUGGGCGAUCACAUGAGCAACAUGCUUUUCAUGGCCGAUUGCAACCAGCAGGAGUGGCAGUUAUAGUAUAUAGAUAUAUAUUUAUGGCAUACAAGCAAACAUAUUAAUAUUUUAGCGAAUUUUAUCAAAUAAGAUCCCAUAACCAGUUUUAGCAUCUACAAACACUAUUUGUCUAUCAAAUCAAGAGAUCCAAAUGUGUAUCAUGUCCUGCAGAUACCCUCUAGUACCUCUCGAUAGAUAGUUUAUUCAUAAUGUUAGAGCA
This is a messenger RNA of Drosophila grimshawi, 2293 nucleotides long. RefSeq lists its product as uncharacterized. NCBI's taxonomy places the organism in Eukaryota, Metazoa, Arthropoda, Insecta, Diptera, Drosophilidae. Gene Ontology annotation, molecular function: protein dimerization activity; DNA binding. The coding region runs from base 94 to 2097 and encodes 667 amino acids. The record is from RefSeq and is a predicted model, not a curated record. The transcript is spliced from 3 exons.